Molecule: messenger RNA, 3734 nt
Organism: Triplophysa rosa
Lineage: Eukaryota; Metazoa; Chordata; Actinopteri; Cypriniformes; Nemacheilidae
Gene: tnnt2e
Product: troponin T2e, cardiac
Exons: 13
Coding region: 2810-3694 (294 amino acids)
Biological process (GO): sarcomere organization; cardiac muscle contraction; regulation of muscle contraction
Cellular component (GO): troponin complex
Molecular function (GO): tropomyosin binding; troponin I binding; troponin C binding
Source: RefSeq, a predicted model, not a curated record
UAAACCUCCUCACCCGUAAUGAGUUCCUUUAUUCUCUUGGUUACUAAAAUCUAUGAUUUGCAUGCUCUUUGGAUACAAUUCAGACUUUGUGAUAAUUCCGUGUAAGGUGUCAUUCGGCGAUGCAACGCUCUUCGCCAGACGGACUGAUGGUUCACAUGCUUUGGGUUUUUCACUUGAUGCUGCCUAAUACAGGGAGUCUCAACUCUAACAGUCCUGCCACCGACAGCUUGUGAUAUUCCAACCGGAGUAAAACUGGCUCUUGGUUAUUAAACUAAAACUCCAAAGUGAGACUGUUAAUCUGCUGUAAAGAGUCUGUGGAUUUGGAGAGAUGGGGUCAGAGACACCGCGCUCAGAUUUCUUGUUGUUGCAUGUGUGCUCUCCUUAUCAAAUGAAUCUUUAUCCGAGUUGAUCUCUCUGUUACGAGUCAUUAGUUUGAGUACUUUUGCAUGAAAUAGGUUGAAGACCCCCAACAUGCCUUAGCUGCUGAAAGGUGAAAAGCCAACGAUAAGCAAAUAAAGUGAAUAACCUUUUGAGAUUAACCUUUGGUGACAUUAGAAACAAAUACCAAAACGAGACCUUUUCUUAGAACCAAGUUCACUUUUAUUGGCCAUUUGUGCCAUAACUUUUGACCAAGUGGACCUAAGGUUAGUGGGUGGAGUCAAGGUGUCCUGACAGUAGCAACAGGUGAAGUUUAUUAGAUUAUUUAUGGCCAUAUUCUGGAUGUCAAAAUGUUGGCUGUGUAAUGUUUCUGUUGUUCUACAUUUGAGAACCUGACAAACUUGUUUUAACAUGUCUAAACACUAAAAAUUGGCUGCUCUCUCCAAACUUUUUGCAGCUAAAUCUCAGUUAAAGUUUUGUGAACACAAAGGGCUGUUGCCACAAAUAAUGCAUUAAUAAAAAACGCAAAUAAAGCAAGUAGAAAAUGUUGAGUUUCUUUUUUUCCAGUAUGAAUUUUGAAACGCAAUCGUGUAGUAAAAUCAAAUAUGUUGCACGUUUAAUCGCAGCUUUAAUCUUUGAAGUCUGUAGGAACAAUAAGCGGCACAAACAAUGCACGUUUCAAAAAUAGAUGACAAGGGCACAUGUGUUGUUGAUUUACAUGGUGAAUGAGUGGCAGGCUCGAUGAGAUCAGCCAAGUGCAUUGUUUGGAAGAGCAUGUAACACCUGUUCCAAACAUUUCUUUAUUAUCGGCAAAAAUAGCCACCUCCACUCAUUCAUCACAUGUUUAUAAUGUGACAGUAUGUGUCCUGGUGGACGUGCGGCAUUCUGCCUUGAGAACGUCUCUGCCUCUUAUGAAUAUGAAUCUGUUUUUAGUGGUCGCCAGUUCUUGUUUAAUAAACACAAUGUAGAAACAUGGUUCAUAAAAGGGAAGUUACGGGUCAGAAGUUUGAAUAUACACUUAGAUCUCAUGAAGAUGUAUAGAGCCCAUAUUUAUAGCUUUGAAUAUGAUGUACUUGGAAUUGAUCAAAGUCAUUGUAUAACCAGGACGGAUUUGCUUUUAUCAGAUAUCAAAUAGUUAUGUCCGACACAGAGGAAGUCGUGGAGGAAGAAGUGCAGUAAGUAUGAUCUCAUUGCAUCUCAAACAUUGUAGUCUUUUUAGGGAUGUGUUCAGAAUGAAAUAUACUACUUAAUAAAUGCUGUGCACUGCCUGCUAUUUACUUCAGAAGUAUUACACUACAUUAUCAUCGCAUGACAAAAUCAGGUAGCAUGUGACUUGACAUUGCUUUUCAUUUUUAAUUCAUGUUUGUGUCAAUAUACGUCUAAUUCUUAUCAUAAGCAGUUAUUAUAACCUUAGUUUCUUUCGUCACACUGGAAAGGGAAGGUUGGGUCACACGCAAUGUAUUUUUUUUGUAGCGAGUCAUAUCUAAUCUGUGCAUGCAGAAUGAAGGAUUGUAUUUUAGUAUGCUAUUCCAAACUUCACCCAAGUCCUCCAGCUAAUCUAAUGCCAUUCAUAAAUCAUCUGGUAUAUUUUAUAACCAACUCAAAGUCAUCUGUUCAUCUUCCUGUCUUUCUCUUUUAUUUUUCUCCCUUCAUCGUGUGCUUGUGUAGGGAAGGUAAGCCAGAGUACCAUUCGUCAUAUCAUGCACUAAUCUUAAUUAUGUCAGGAGUGCAUGAGACCACAUAGACACACGAAUUGCUUUUGUUACGUGCAUGUUCAGAAUGACUGUGGAAUUGAAUUAAACGAGUUAUGUGGAGUAAUGCUCAGAUCCACUUCCACUCAGAUGUCGCCGUCAAUCCCCCUCUUGUGUGCUGUCCAAUGAGCUGCUUGCCUGGAUGGAUUUCUUUACUUUAGGGAUUCAUGAUGUCUAAAAGAUUUCAAUCAUAAUUAUAGUAAGAUAACGUAACAAAAAACCACUUCUUGUAGCUCAUCUAGUUUAUACAAUGAAAUAUUCCUCAUUUACAAGCUGUUGGGUGGAUCUCAAUGUUCUGACUGAUGAUAUGUGCACACAGAAUGAACACUGUUGACUUGAUUCAGCAUCUUGAUAAUGUAAAGACUGAUCUCAGAUUCCUUUUGCUGUUAAAUGUAUUGGCUACUAAUCGUUGUUAUGUUCACACUGUAGUGGAGGAGGCUGAAGAAGAAGGUAAAACACGUUUAUUGAGCCUUUUCCUGCAUGCCUUUUAAUUCUAAAUUAACUUUAAGUUGUAUGAUGAAUUCAUACAUCGUUUUUCUAUUAGAAAAUAAUGUAUUAGGUUAAUAAUUGAAUAGUUGAUUGGAAAGCCCAGUUUCUUCUUUUACUGUGGACAAGUGUCUUUCACAUCCAAACGUUUGACAUGCAUGUAAACAAGAGUUUAUUAAUUUACUCGUCCAUAUAUGCUAAUAUUUAUUUCUUGCUUAAUUCCGUCAUAUGUUCGUUCCAUUUCCUCUCCAUCAGAAGUUGAAGUGCAGCCUCCCCCAGAGGAAGAACCAGCCCCUGAGGUGGAAGAAGUGCCUGAACCUGAAGAAGCCCCUGCUGAGGAGGAGACCGCAGAUGAGCUAAAACCGAAGCCAAAGUUCAUGCCCAACAUCACCGCUCCAAAGAUACCCGAGGGAGACAAGGUGGACUUUGAUGACAUCCACAGAAAGCGUCAGGAGAAGGAUUUAACUGAGCUGCAGUCUCUCAUUGAAGCUCAUUUCAUCCAGCGAAAGAACGACGAAGAGGAACUGAUCGCUCUGGUCAACAGAAUCGAGAAGCGUCGUGGGGAGAGGGCAGAGCAGCAGAGAAUCCGUACCGAGAAAGAGAAGGAAAGACAAGCUCGUCUCGCUGAGGAAAAGGAGCGAAGAGAGCUCGAGGAACAGAGAAAGAAACUGGAUGACGAUGUCAAGAAGAAGAAAGCUCUUACCAACAUGACGCACCAGUACGGAGGAAUCCAGCAGAAGGGAGAGGGCCGCAAAGGGGCAAAGAAACAGACGGAGAGAGAGAAGAAGAAGAAGAUCUUGGCGGAGAGGAGGAAGCCACUUAACGUCGAUCAUCUGUCUGAAGAUAAACUGAAAGAAAAGGCCAGUGAGUUCUGGCAAUGGAUGAUGCAGCUGGAGGCUGAGAAGUUCGACCUCGGCGAGAAACUAAAGAAACAGAAAUAUGACUGCCAAAGGUCGUGGAAAGGGCAAGGUUGGUGGGAGGCUGAGGUAAACGAGCAGGACAUGGAAGUGCUCAAGAAAUCCAGAAGAUUUUGUCACCGUUGCAACAUAGAUAGUUGUGGUCAUUAUGAAACUGUUUGACUGCAAGUGUAGAAACAGUAAAGUGACAUUUCUUUGCGUU